CUUGAUUACAUAUCUGUGAAUCAUCGUAAACCAGUCCAUUUAAGGAUGCAGGCUGGUCACACAUCUUUCAUUGUCUGAGCCUUGAUAUAAGGUGCAUAUAUAUAGUACAUAGUUCUGGUAUACUGAGAACAGCUUUUCUACAAUCAAGGGCUUGUUCCACACCCCUCUACUGAUACAGGAUCUCUGACACUCAGCUAAUGGAGCCAGUGCCUGAACAUUGUGUCACUUGCUCCCCUGGUCACCCAGAGAAUAUUCUUGGUGUGACCGUUACUGGGCUGAAACCUCGCAGAAUGGUGGAAGUCCACAUCAAGCGCAGCUUAAGUGUGAGAGAAGCUAAUUUGAGCGGGAAGGAGCUGAAGUGGCAAUCGCUCCCUACAAAGAUCCCAUUGAGGAGCCUGAGCCAUCGAGAAGGAGCUGGGCUGUGUGAGCUGGGGAUAGCAGGCAGGGAGAGCAAAAGGAAGCAGGCUGAACGAGACGAUGUGGGCUCACCUCCAGUCAAUAACUCUUUGAGCACUGAGGCAGGGGUGAUGAAGGAAGCCAGCAAGGAAAGGAGCAAGGAGGCAAAAAGAGGGAAGAAGUCUCAAACUUUCUUCGGGAAGAUCACCAACUUCCUGUGGAGAAGGAAAGGCGAUGAAAAGAAAGAAGAUGGAUGUAAAAAAUCCAAGGAGCUUGGUGCUCCUCAGGCAGAAGAGUCUUCUGAAGGGAAUGGGGAGCAGUUACUUGGCGAGAGCCAGGAGGCACCUGGAGACCAGCAGACCAUCCCUCACAAAACCAAGGCCAGGAAGAAAAACAGUCUCUACAGAGUUUUCUCUUUUAAGAAGUAUAAUUCUGAAGUGAAAGAGGCCCAGGGAGGCCCAGGAGCCAGCAAGAUUAGAGCAGAGCGUCCGAAACAACUGGUUCUGAGAACUGUGUGCAAGCCCAGGCUGAAUAAAACAGCUCACGACUCUGAGUCUGUGUAUGAGCAGGUGUCCGAGGAAGUGGACCGGAUAGUUCGGACUCUUGACUCCAGUGAAGGCAAAGACAAGUGUCUGAAGGAAACGCACUCAGUCGAAGAAUUAGAAACAGAUGGGCCAAAAGAAUCUGCCGACAACUCCAUUUCCAAAAUUAUUGCAAUACUCCAAAAUGUUGGUGAUCGCGUUGAUACAGAGCUCCAAGGAGAUGUGUUGCUUUCCACAUUCUUCAAUGAGAUCAGCUAUAAUUCCUUCAAAGAACUGGCAGAUCAAUACAUCCAAAGUGAAGUCAGGAGCAACGUGACGCAGGAGAACCCUGACCUGGUCAAGUUUGCUUUUACACUCGAUUUUACGGCGAAGGUGGCAGGGCUGUGUGGCCAUCAGAUCAAACAGAUUACUGGCUUUGGGAGCCAGUAUCUCCGGGAGACUUGUUGGCACCUGCCCAGUUUCAGUGUGCAGCAGGAAACAGCAAACAACACUGAGAGAGUUCCAAGUCCAGAUUGAAGACGAAGGGUGAAUCAACAAUCGGUUUUCUUGCCUGGAGAUGGUCACCGCUUUUCCUGAAACUUUCGACUGGCACAGACUGAUAAACUGGCCUCGCUGCUGAAUCAGCGCUCAGCCGUCCCGACUUAGAAGUAUAUCACUGACCCUCCGAUGUCACUGAGACAAAAUCCUGGAACUCCCUCCCUAACAGCCUUGCGGGUAUAUUUAUGCUCCAGGGUUGACAGCACUUCCAGAAGGUGUUUUGCUACCACUUUCUCUAAGGCAGUUAGGGAUGAAAAAUUAAUGCUGGGCUCACCAGUGACACUUUCAUCCCAUUAAUAGAUCCCUGUACAAAGAAGCCAUAGUUUUGGCUGAGAUUAUCAGUCUUUUACUUUUAUGAGGGGAAGGGGGGUUCACAAUUGGCUGACAAACUGUCUGUAGGAGGUCCUGCAGUUAGCCUGCUCACUUGACCUGGUUAAACCAUUGGGACCACUCAGUCACUGCAGUACUGCCUUCAGCUGAGUGAGCCACGUGAAUGGAUCCCCUGUGAUAGAUGCUGCUAGGAGCAGGUGGAUCCCAGCACCUGGUAACAGUGUCUUUACUCUGAGAAUAAACUUUGAUUUGUUUUGAAUGGGUCAUUGGUCGGUAUCUUCCAGCCAGUCCUGCCCCUAUGGGGAUCAGAGCAGAAAGGAAGUGGUGGAUGUGGGUACAAUUAUAAUGUUUAAAAGACAUUUGGAUACGUACAUGAAUAGGAAUGGGUUUGGAGGGAUAUGGGCCAGGAGCAGGCAGGUGGAACUAAGUUUCUUCUGCAUGAACUGGUUGGAGUGAAGUGCUGAAUGACGCAGUGAGUCUAUGAUAUAUGGAAACUCCAACAUUGAGUAUGUUCAGGACAGACAACAAUAGAUUUCUAAGUAAUAAUGACAUCAAAAGGAUAUGAGGAUAAUGGGAGGAAAUUGCGCUGAGGCAGAACCUGGUCUAUCUAAGUGAUAGAGCAGACCUGAGGCUGGAUGGUAAUAGAAGCAGUAGUAGGUCAAUGUUUCAUAAUUCCAGCUCAAUGCACGUUGUACUCUGAGGCUCGAUAGUUGUUUUAAAACCUUGCACUGUAUUGCUUCUGAUGAAAUGCUUGUCUGUCCACGUAGCAUCUACCAAAUAAAGUUUACAAAAUUCUAAUUUUAAAUCAAAUUAAAAUAUUGGAGAUUGAAUAAUGUCAAUCCAGUUCUAAUAUUAUCAUCCUCAGCAAGAAUAGUUUAUUUUUAACUCACUGCUAAUGUACAGAGGGCCACAUAAACACAAUAGAACAACAACAGAGGUUUAAAGACAGCAGGAACUGCAGAUGCUGGAGAAUCUGAGAUAACAAGGUGUAGAGCUGGAUGAACACAGCAUCAGAGGAGCCGGAAAGCUGACGUUUCAGGUCUGGGCCCUUCUUCAGAAAUCUGCAACAGAGAUUUACUGUAAUAAAAUGUGAGGCUGGAUGAACACA
This is a messenger RNA of Stegostoma tigrinum, 2913 nucleotides long. RefSeq lists its product as uncharacterized. Gene Ontology annotation, biological process: regulation of apoptotic process. The record is from RefSeq and is a predicted model, not a curated record. Lineage: Eukaryota; Metazoa; Chordata; Chondrichthyes; Orectolobiformes; Stegostomatidae. The transcript is spliced from 6 exons. The coding region runs from base 198 to 1454 and encodes 418 amino acids.